This is a messenger RNA of Peronospora farinosa, 1056 nucleotides long. The record is from the annotation of a GenBank genome assembly. Lineage: Eukaryota; Oomycota; Peronosporomycetes; Peronosporales; Peronosporaceae.
AUGGACGAUAAAAAGUGUACGCACGUAAAUACUGACGCAUUGCAGGCGGCAGUGGAUGCCCGUCAACAGCAACGAGCAGACGAUAAGACGAGUAAAGUGCACGAAGACGAAGGAGAUGAACCAACACCCAUGAUUAUAACGCUCUCGAGCUGUGUAGAUUACAAUGAUAUCCAAGAGAAUGAACUCUACUACGUGGGUACAGCAGGAGUGAAGGUCACCGAAAUAGACCGAGUAGAAAUGCUGCAAUCAUUACAGAAACUUCACGUACGCUCCAAUUUACUUGAUUCAAUGGCAAAUGUGGCGUCUCUAGUAAACUUGGAGCACUUGGAGCUUUAUGAUAAUCAGAUUCAGGCCAUUGACGGCGUGCAGGAGCUGAUAAACCUUAAAGUGCUGGAUUUAUCCUUUAAUGAGAUUCGUGCAAUUCCAGACUUGAGUCAUCUUGAUCAACUAGAGGAACUCUAUGUGGCCAAUAACAAAUUAAAGAAAAUCUCGGGCAUUGAAAACCUCUCGAAGUUGAGAAAAUUAGAUCUUGGAGCCAAUCGACUUCGAACUAUUGAAGGUCUGAAUGGACUUUUGGAAUUAAAGGAGUUAUGGCUGGGAAAAAACAAAAUCACGACGAUUCAGGGACUGGAGAAGCUUACGAAAUUGAAGAUUAUCAGUGUACAGAGCAAUCGCGUGGUCACGAUUACGGGAUUUGCAAACAAUGUGGACUUGGAGGAGCUUUAUCUGAGUCACAACGGUAUUGAGAAGAUUGAGAAUAUCGAGCACUUGACGAACUUGACAACCAUGGAUUUUGCUGGAAACCGUAUUACGAACAUCCCGACAAACUUGGCUCCACUCUUGCAGCUGGAAGAUUUGUGGCUGAAUGACAAUCUGGUCGCACAUUAUGAGGAUGUGGAGAACCUAGUGCCUCUAACAAAGCUACGCACGCUGUACCUAGAGCGAAACCCACUCGCUCAAGACUUUGAGUACCGAAAAAAGCUGGAGGAAUUGUUGCCGCAGCUUAACCAAAUUGACGCAACACCGACGACAAAGGCGAGACAAGGGCGUAUAUAG